AUGUCCACACGCACCCUCCGCAAGCAUUCUCCUGCCGCGCCCUCGCCUUCCUCCGAGCGCCGCAGAGCCCUUUUCUCGCCCGGGCAUCGAAGGCUGGGGCUUCAGCCAUCAGGAGUCUUCGGAAAGUCAUCGGAGUCAUCUUCGGACGGAUCCAAGAUUUCGACGAUAUAUCCUGGUGGCAGCCCAGGUCAGUGCCGGUCCCAAGCCCGGGUGAGUAGAAAGUGCUGGCGUCAGGAAGGGCAUCCGGCCAUAAAAUAUCGACCCAUACGAGAAUGGAACAAAGCAGCAGCAGAAGGAGCAGGCAGAGCGAGCGCCGCAAGGGCCCAGCUCUCCAAGGGCCUCCUGGAGCCCGCUGGCCUUGCUUAUGUCCCGCGCGGGCAUCCGCAAACUCCACCAGGCCCUGUGGCGCUGAGAGAGGAGGAGCUCCUGAAGGUGGCGUUGCGCCUGUACCGCCGCGUGGAGGAGGUCCACGGCAAGGGCGUCGUACACAACGACCUCAAGGACAACAACAUCAUGGCCGGCGCCAACCUCGAGGUCCACAUCAUCGACUUCGGCCUCGCUUCGCUCGAGCACGCGGCCGCCGAGCGCGACGUCCCGGGCGGCUGCGCGGACUGGCCCGCCCCGGAGGUGCGCAGGAGGGGCGGUCGCAGCACCUUCGCGCCGCGGCCACGUCCUCAGCCAGAUCCAUGA
This is a messenger RNA of Penaeus chinensis, 690 nucleotides long. RefSeq lists its product as uncharacterized. The coding region runs from base 1 to 690 and encodes 229 amino acids. NCBI's taxonomy places the organism in Eukaryota, Metazoa, Arthropoda, Malacostraca, Decapoda, Penaeidae. The record is from RefSeq and is a predicted model, not a curated record. The transcript has 4 exons. Gene Ontology annotation, molecular function: ATP binding; protein kinase activity. Gene Ontology annotation, biological process: protein phosphorylation.